GAGUUGUUUGUAUAUUUUAACUGUGUAAUAAAGAAGUGCGUGGCAAGAAUAUGGCAGAUAUUUUGAAUAACUCGAAUGUAAUUCAUUUCAAAGAAAAUACUUUAUUUGUUUCCUCAAAUAUAUCAUUCACGCGGGAUUGAUAUGCUACAGACAAAGUUAUUACAUAUUUCAUGAGUAAGAUAAAAUUCUAAAUAAAGAUGCAGAAAUUUAGACAAGCUCAAGCAGAAAAUAAAAUAGCGAUUAAUAAACAUUUAGAAGCAAAUGCUUAUCUAGAAUCUUCCAGUGAGGAUGAAGAUGAUAGAAAUGAAGAGGAUAUACAAAAUAUAGUUGGAAAAGUAAUAUCUGCCUACCAAGGCAAAGAGGCAGAUGCAGAAAAAAUUUUAUCGUAUUUAAUUAAUAUUUUUCAAUCUGGCAAUGCUGUUUGUUUAAUAUGUAUUUCAACUGUAAAAAGAGCAGAUCCAAUUUGGAAUUGUAACAAGUGUUUUGCUUUCCUACAUCUGUCUUGCAUUUUGCAUUGGAUACAGGAUAGUUUGAAUGUUAAACGCGAGAAAGGUAUCACAUCAUUAUGGGCAUGUCCAAAAUGUCGUAUGGAAUAUAAUCAAGAUGACAUUCCUCGUAACUAUAAAUGCUUUUGUAAAAAAACCAUAGAUCCCCCAUAUAGUCCAUGGAAUAUUCCACAUUCCUGUGGAGAAACAUGCGACAAACUGCUGCAACCAGAAUGUGGUCACAAAUGUGUUUUGCUUUGCCAUCCUGGACCAUGUCCUCCUUGUGCAAAGACGGUAUCUAUUAAAUGCUACUGUGGCAAACAGAUGCCUCAACAACGACGAUGCAAUGCCAAAGAAUGGAGUUGUGGUACUGAAUGUAACAAAGAGUAUAAGUUAUGUUCACACACUUGCAAAGAAGUGUGUCACUCAGGGGAAUGUCCUCCUUGUCCAGAAAUAUUAUUACUAGAAUGCCACUGUAAGAGUAACAAAGAAUUAAAGCAAUGCUCUGGAGGUCUAUGGACUUGUAAUAAACUUUGUGGCAGACCUCUUUCUUGUAAUGUUCACAUAUGUCAAAGUAAAUGUCAUUUAAUUGGCGACUGUGGACCCUGUCCAUUGGAGAAGAAUAGAACCUGUCCGUGUGGGAAAAAACGUUAUGCCAUUUCUUGCAAACAAGAACAGCUACCCACAUGUGGAGAUACAUGUGGAAAAUUAUUAAAUUGCGGUUCGCAUUAUUGUAAUAUGAGAUGUCAUACAGAUCGUUGCGGGCAGUGUUUAGAGGUAGUCACAAAAUCGUGUAGAUGUGGCAGCUAUCAGAAAGAAAUUGCAUGUGGCAAAGAAUUCCAUUGCAAUAAAAAGUGCAUGCAAAUGCGGUUGUGCGGAAGACAUUUGUGUAAUAAGAAAUGCUGCGACUGCUUGAUUAAAAACACGUAUAACGUGUGCGAAAAAGUAUGUGAUAAUGCUUUAAACUGCCGCAAACACAAAUGUGCUGCUCCUUGUCAUAGCGGCCCUUGUUAUCCAUGCGCACGGACUGACGUUAUUCAAUGUAGAUGCGGAUAUAAUAAGAUAACAGUACCAUGUGGUACGGUAAAAAAGAUCAAGCCACCAUCUUGCAAUAAGCCAUGUAAAAUACCUCCAAUUUGCCAUCAUCCCAAACGAGAAACCCACAAAUGCCAUCAAGGUCACUGUCCACCUUGCAAAAAGAUUUGUGGCAUGAUAUAUAAACGAUGUGGUCAUUUCUGUGUAGCUGUUUGCCACACGAAAGUGUGGCUAAAGGUGAGCAAAAAUGACAUAAAGACGCAACCAGCAGGACCAUGGGACAUACAAAAGGAAACUUAUCAGCUAAAAACAUUACCAUGUCCACCAUGUGAAGUUUCUGUACAAGUUACAUGUUUAGGAGGACAUGAAACGCGUCCAUGGCCUUGUCACAUGGCUAGACCUACGUCUUGCGGAAGAUUAUGCGGGAAAACGUUAUUAUGCACGAAUCAUACAUGCGAAUUGAUUUGUCAUAAAAUACCAUCAUCUGAAGAAAAUAAGAAUGGUACCCCGUGUAUGGAAUGUGAAAAACCAUGUUUACUUCCACGACCACAAGGAUGCACACAUUUAUGCUCAGAACCUUGUCAUCCUGCACCAUGUAACCCUUGCAAACAAUUAGUUAAAAUUUCAUGCCAUUGUGGUAUAAGCACUUUAUAUCAUAGAUGUUCUGAAUUAACAUCGGCUAAAGCUGAAAGACGUAAUGAAUUGCUCAAAUGCGGGAAUCAAUGCCCCAAAAAUUAUCCUUGUGGACAUCGGUGUAUAAAUGAUUGUCAUCCUGGUCCAUGCAAGAAUGAAAAGGAAUGCAACAAGAAGGUGAAGCUGUUUUGCGUGUGCAGACGUAUUAAGAAAGAUUUUAUCUGUUCUGUGGUGCAGAAAGAGGAAAUUUGUAUAAAAUGCGAUGAUAUUUGUGCCAAACUAAUAGACGAAAAACGCCAAGCCGAAGCUGCUUUAUUAGAACAAAAGCGGCAAGCUGAAGAAAUACGUAAUCAACAAGAAAUAGAGAAAUUUGAACGAAAAUUUAAACCCCGUCGCAAAGGAAAAGAUAAAUUCGAUAAAAAACAAUUACAAAAUGAGACAUGUAAUAAUUAUAGAAAAUAUUGGAUUUUAGGCAUUUUAAUAUGUACAAUAGGUAUAGUAAUAUUUUACAUGACUGCUCAACAAUUGUAACGAAAUUAUGUACAUAUUAAACUGUAUGUUUGCAAUGAUUUGUAAUUAUAAACCUAGAUUAUAUUUUUAAUUCUAGUUUAAUCGUUUGAGUUCCAGGGGUCAUUGAAAAAACUGAGUCGAAAAAUCAACAAACAACGCAAUAGCAAUUUGUUACUUUAUGAAAUAUAUCUAUAUUAUUAUAUAUGCGUACUAUUAGUUUAUAAAUAUUUCAAGUUUUGUUCAAUAAAAAUUAUUAGGAAGGUAACGAUGAAAUACAAAAUACCGUCAGUCGUCCGUAGCGUUUAAAUAUAUUGGGACUUUUCGACACAAAAUCGAAACAGUGUGAUCGCGCUGCUUGGAACUCAAACGGUUAAUAAAUUAAUGCCGAAACUUUCAAUAAUUUAUCGACUAAUGUAAGAUAUUUCAGUCUAUUAAAUCUUUCUUGUAACUUGUAGAAUUACAAGGCCCAAAGAAUUUUUGAUUAUGUACAUUUUGUAAAUUUCUGUUAUAUGUCUAAUGGUUGGCAAAAUUGUGAGAGAACUUUAAUAUUGUACUGGAUUUUUAUUUUACUAUGUAGUGUUUUGGCGUAAAUCAACUUUACUACUGUAACAUAAAGUAAUCAAAUUAUUAAAAAUUAUUUAUCUACA
Molecule: messenger RNA, 3310 nt
Organism: Bombus huntii
Lineage: Eukaryota; Metazoa; Arthropoda; Insecta; Hymenoptera; Apidae
Product: NF-X1-type zinc finger protein NFXL1
Exons: 5
Coding region: 198-2684 (828 amino acids)
Biological process (GO): regulation of DNA-templated transcription
Cellular component (GO): nucleus
Molecular function (GO): zinc ion binding; RNA polymerase II transcription regulatory region sequence-specific DNA binding; DNA-binding transcription factor activity, RNA polymerase II-specific
Source: RefSeq, a predicted model, not a curated record